AUGGAGAGAGAAAGAGCACAGAUCCCACCUGCCUUCCAGGCCCGCAAGACCAAAAUCCUAUCCGAGCUCUCCCUUCCAGACACGGAAUACACGGAUCUCUCGCCCAAGGGCUCCGUGGACGAGGGCAUCAAAGAUUUGAUCCACGAUAUCAAUGCACUACCAGGUCUGGUGACGACGAGCAGUUGUGCCGGGCGCAUCAGCGUGUUUCUGGAAGGGCGCAAAAAGCAGCAGCAGCCUCAGCCUCAAACGCUGCAGCCGCAGGAGGACGAAAGCCAGAGACAGUUCACACCCUCCGGGGGUAAAGGCGCUGGGCGAUGGUUGUAUGUUUCGCAUGAUCCACUAGUCCAACCCGAAGGUCAAGGGCAAGAUCAAUCAUUGCCAUUGCAUGCACUGUUCGGGAUGCGGCCGGGGAAUGGAAAGCCGCCGUUGAGGAAAUCGGAUCAAGCGCUGCGCUUGGUGCGGUUUUCUUUUGAACCAUUGAUCCUCCACAUCAUGACAGCGACGCUCUCCCACGCACAACCCGUCCUGUCCGCAGCAACGAGCUCCGGGUUCCGCGAAAGCGGCCUGCAAAGCCUGCGCUGUCUCGAAGGCGACGAAGGACCUAGUCCAGUCGUCGGUGUGCGCUCGGCUGGUCUGUCACUGGAAUCUGUAAUUGGGUAUUGUGAUGAUGAUAACGACAACGACAACGACAACGAUGAGCAUGAGCAUGAGCCCAUCGUGCGCAGCCUCGUCUCGGAGGAAUAUCUCGCUAUGCUGGUUGCCAUGUCUAAUGAGCGAUUUGGGGUCAAUUCCGAGCGGAGAGAGGUUUCGGAGUGGGGGAAGAAGGUGGCGCAAUGGGAGGAUCCUGAUGUGAGGAAGGAAAGGAAGAGGGCGGAGGGGUUGGCAAGAAAGAGAUUGCUGGAGGAGCAGAAGCAGAAGAAGGCUGCUGGGAUGCGGACGGAGGACGAGUCUUUAGAUGAUGUAGCGGGUUUGGAGGGUGAAUAUAAUCAUACUUAA
Molecule: messenger RNA, 996 nt
Organism: Penicillium lagena
Lineage: Eukaryota; Fungi; Ascomycota; Eurotiomycetes; Eurotiales; Aspergillaceae
Product: tRNA wybutosine-synthesizing 3 family protein
Exons: 3
Coding region: 1-996 (331 amino acids)
Biological process (GO): tRNA methylation
Cellular component (GO): cytoplasm
Molecular function (GO): tRNA methyltransferase activity
Source: RefSeq, a predicted model, not a curated record